AUGGUAGCGCCAUUUUCUUUGUCCUGUAUAAGUAGCGUUAGCUCACUUCUUAACAGACCAGUCUCUUUUUUUGUUUUUGCAUUCUUUUGUCUCUCUGUCGCUUUCUUCUGUCUCUCUUUCCCUCUCACUUCGCUUUCUUCCGUCUCUCUCUCUUUCUCUCUCGCUUUCUUUUUCUUUUGCUUUCUGUCUCUUUCACUCUCUCUUCGUUUUCUUCUGUCUCUCUUUCCCUCACUUCGCUUUCUUCCGUCUCUCUCUGUCUUUCUUCUGUCCUCUCUUUGCUAUCUUCUGUCUCUCUCUCUCUCUCUUCCUUUCUUCUGUCUCUUUCCCUCUCACUUCUUUCUUCCGUCUCUCUCUUUCUCUCUCCUUUCUUCUCCUGUCUCUCUUUUUCUUUCUUCUGUCUCUCUCUUCUUUCUUUGUCUCUCUUUCUUCUUCGCUUUCUUCCGUCUGUCUUUCUUUCUCUCUCUUUUUGCUAUCUUCUGUCUCUCUCUCUCUCUUCGCUUUCUUCUGUCUCUCUUUCCCUCUCUCUUCUUUCUUCUUUCUCUCUCUCUCUUUCUCUCUCUUUCUUCUGUCCUCUCUCUUUCUUUCUUCUGUCUCUCUCUCUCUCUCUCCUUUCUUUCUGUCUCUCUUUCCCUCUCUCUUUCUUCCGUCUCUCUCUCUUUCUCUCUUUCUUCUUUCCUCUCUCUUUGCUUUCUUCUGUCUCUCUCUCCUCUCUCUUCCUUUCUUCUGUCUCUCUUUCCCUCUCACUUCGCUUUCUUCCGUCUCUCUCUCUUUCUCUCUCGCUUUCUUCUGUCACUCUCUCUUUGCUUUCUUCUGUCUCUCUCUCACUCUCUCUUUGCUUUCUUCUGUCUCUCUUUCCCUCUCACUUCGCUUUCUUCCGUCUCUCUCUCUUUCUCUCUCGCUUUCUUCUGUCACUCUCUCUUUGCUUUCUUCUGUCUCUCUCUCACUCUCACUUCGCUUUCUUCCGUCUCUCUCUCUUUCUCUCUCGCUUUCUUCUGUCACUCUCUCUUUACUUUCUUCUGUCUCUCUCUCUCUCUUCCUUUCUUCUAUUUCUCUUUCCCUCUCUUCCUUCCUUUCUUCCGUCUCUCUCUCUCUUUCUCUCUCGCUUUCUUCUGUCACUCUCUCUUUGCUAUCUUCUGUCUCUCUCUCACUCUCUCUUCGCUUUCUUCUGUCUCUCUUUCCCUCUUUGCUUUUUUUUCUCUCUCUCUUUCUCUCUCUUUCCUGUCUCUUUCUUCUCUCUCUCUCUCUCUCUCUUUCUUUCUUCUCUCUUUCCCUCUCUUCUUUCUUCCGUCUCUCUCUCUUUCUCUCUCUUUCUUCUUCCUUCUGUCUCUCUCUCCUCUCUCUUUGCUUUCUGUCUCUCUUUCCCUCUCUCUUUCUUCCGUCUCUCUCUUUCUCUCUCUCCCUUUCUCUUCUUUACUUUCUUCUGUCUCUCUCUCUCUCUCUCUUUUGCUUUCUUCCGUCUCUCUCUCUUUUCUCUCUCCUUUCUUUCUCUCUUUGCUUUCUUCUGUCUCUCUCUCUCACUCUCCUUCUUUCUUCCGUCUCUCUCUCUUUCCCUCUCGCUUUCUUCUGUCACUCUCUCUUUGCUUUCUUCUGUCUCUCUCACUCACUCUCUCUUCGCUUUCUUCCGUCUCUCUCUCUUUCUCUCUCGCUUUCUUCUGUCACUCUCUCUUUGCUUUCUUCUGUGUGUCUCUCUCUCUCACUCUCUGUUCACUUUCUUCUGUCUUCUUUACCUCUCACUUCGCUUUCUUCCGUCUCUCUCUUUCUCUCUCGCUUUCUUCUGUCACUCUCUCUUUGCUUUCUUCUGUCUCUCUCUCUCUCACUCUCUCUUCGCUUUCUUCUAGAGGUGUCGAGGUGGGUGUCGUCUCUCGAUUAUUUAGUCUGAAUACAGAAUUUGAAGAAAGACACCGUCACAAUGGCGUCGCGUCGAGAGACUAUGGUUUUACGCAGCAAGACAAAUCGUAUUGCGCCAAGCAAGAGGAACAAAGAAGAAGAGUUCUAGACCAAUCGGUACGCACGACUAGAUCGUCAAAAGAGAUCGAUUUACCAAUGUCUGCGUCUCAAAGUCCCGUAUAUGUGAGUCUGUUCUAUCUACCACCCACCCACCCUCUCUCUCUCUCUCUCUCUCUCUCUACCAUCUAUCUUUACCGAUCUGUACAUUAUAUCUAUCUAUCUAUCUAUCUAUCUAUCUAUCUAUCUAUCUAUUUCAUUCUGUUCAUAUCUAUCUAUCUAUCUGUUGUAGAGUAG
This is a messenger RNA of Acanthosepion pharaonis, 2241 nucleotides long. The record is from the annotation of a GenBank genome assembly. NCBI's taxonomy places the organism in Eukaryota, Metazoa, Mollusca, Cephalopoda, Sepiida, Sepiidae.